UCUAGUCGCCGCGGCUGAGGUGGUGGACCGGGCCCACUCGAACGCCCCCAACUUCGUGGCCAAGGCGGCGGCUACCGGCCGAUCUCUCACCUUCUUUCUCUCGCGUCGUCUCCCCCAUCUCGCAGGCUCGCAGCGGACCGCGCCAGGCCGCCGCUAGGGUUAGGGGUUGCGAGGCCGGAAGGCGGGCUUCAGCCAUGGCGCUCAAGUUCCUUAACAAGAAGGGGUGGCACACGGGGUCCCUCCGCAACAUCGAGCGGGUAUGGAAGGCGGAGCAGGCGGAGGAGGCGGAGAAGCGCAAGACGGAGGAGCUCAAGAAGCAGGUCGCCGCCGAGAAGGAGAAGGCCGAGUUCCGGGCCAUGCAGGAGCGCGCCGGCCUCAGGCCGGCGCAGGAGAGAUUGGACUUCCUCUACGAGUCGGGGUUGGCCGUCGGCAAGAGCUCCGAAGGGUUCCAGGCGCUGCAACAAUCUGCACCAGGGGCCGCUGCUGCAUCCUCUUCUUCUGCGCAAGCUAGUGCGGCUGAUUCUUCUAAGGCAGCAACGCCAGGAGCUUUAUUUGAGGAUAAACCUCAAUCUGCAAAUGAUACAUGGAGAAAACUCCACUCUGAUCCUCUACUCCUAAUAAGGCAGCGGGAGCAGGAUGCAAUUGCGAGGAUUAAAAACAAUCCAAUCAAGAUGGCCGAGAUAAAGAAAUCUGUUGAAUCUGAGAAGAAGCAAAAAGAAGAGAAGAAAGAGAAGAAAAAGCACAAGCAUCGCCACCAUAAGUCAAAGAGCAAGAGGCAUCACUCAGAUGAGGAUUCAGAUUUAGAUGAAAUAAGUGAUGGCAAGGAUGAGAGAAGGAAGAGGGUUCAUUCUUCCCCUGACCGAAAGAAGGAAGAGAAAAGGUCCAGGCAUGAGAAGAAACACCGCAGACAAGAUUCAUCAGAUUCAGACAAUGAUGAACCACAGAGAAGAUGGCAGGAUGUGUCAGAAGACGAUGAGAGAAGGAAGAGGGUUCAUUCUUCCCCUGACCGUAAGAAGGAAGAGAAAAGGUCCAGGCAUGAGAAGAAACACCGCAGACAAGAUUCAUCAGAUUCGGACAAUGAUGAAAAACAGAGAAGACGGCAGGAUGUGUCAGAAGAUGAUGAGCCAAGGAGAAGACGGCAUGACGAUGAUGAACCAAGGAGAAAACGUCAUGAUGAUGAUGAACCUAGGAGACGGCAUGAUGACAAUGAACCUAGGAGAAGAAGGCAAAGUGACGAUGAACCGAGGAGAAGAAGGCAAAGUGACGAUGAACCAAGAAGAAGGCAGGAAGAUUUGGAACCAAGGAGAAGAUGGCAGGACGAUGAGGAACCAAGGGGAAGAUGGCAUGAUGACCAUCCACGAUAUGAUCGCUUGGAUGCUGAUGAUAGGAAGAGGAGACAGCAUUCGCCACCAGACCGCCAUCAUGCAUACUCAAAGUAUGACGGUCCAGACCCUAGGCCCAAAAGAAUGGAGGAUGGGAACAAAACUGGAAAUUCCAAUUCUGAACACCAUUCGCGCGCUGUCCAAGGCUCGGGAGAGCAGACAAGGCAAGAAAGUGAACAUGGCAGAAACAAUGGUCCUCCGUUCAACCGUCGACGGGGUGGCGUCCACCAUAUGUCGGAAGAGGAAAGGUUGGCUCGGCUGCGCCAGAUGCAGGCUGACGCUGAGGUCCACGAGGAGCAGAGAUGGAAGAGGCUGAAGAAAGCUGCAGAUGAUGAUGCCAAAGAAGCAGCAACUGUGAGCGCCAACCAGUUCAAAGGAAAGAACUUCUUGGAAGAGGAAAAGAAGAGCAUAUUUGGAACGGAGAAGGGUGGCAGCGCCACGAUCGAAGAGAGCAUCAGGCGCCGUGCUUUUUACUCUCAGGGUGGCCGUGAUGCUGAGGGCAAUGCGUUCAGGCGGUAAAUCUUGCGCUGUAUUGUCGCUGUUGCUUCACACGUCUGCACUCAGUAUUGUACUUGAACAAUUUUGAGCGUUAUGUACGAUAAUAUUGUGUUGUUUUGAAUAGAAAAAAAUUGCUGCAAUGCCGUAUACAAUUUCGCUACA
This is a messenger RNA of Setaria italica (foxtail millet), 2042 nucleotides long. Its product is annotated as pre-mRNA-splicing factor CWC25 homolog. The record is from RefSeq and is a predicted model, not a curated record. Lineage: Eukaryota; Viridiplantae; Streptophyta; Magnoliopsida; Poales; Poaceae. Gene Ontology annotation, biological process: mRNA splicing, via spliceosome. Gene Ontology annotation, cellular component: U2-type spliceosomal complex. Bases 195 to 1901 code for a protein of 568 amino acids. The transcript has 4 exons.